This is a messenger RNA of Drosophila takahashii, 3939 nucleotides long. The record is from RefSeq and is a predicted model, not a curated record. Lineage: Eukaryota; Metazoa; Arthropoda; Insecta; Diptera; Drosophilidae.
UUGAACGGACAGCGCUUCUUCGUUGUUGGUCUCUCGAAAAACACACACUUGGGGUCGAAAAAAAGGCAGAGCAGUCCGAGUUCAGCUUCUGGCACAUGUUUUUUGGUUCCGCUGCAGCUUCAUCUUCUUUUCCUCUCCGCUUCCCCAAAAGAAAUAUUGUAUCUUUGUAUCUUCGUUUGUUCGACUGUGUAACUAAAACUACCGCCCAAAUCGAGUGCCAAGUGACCAGAAAUAAAUAGCAACCCCCUUUUCUUCUUCAAAAGACAAUCACUAGUAGACAUCAACGGAAAGUGCAAAAACCUUAGAUUUAUCUUAGAUCUUCAGCCAAAAAAAAAAUCUCUACAAAAAGGACAGCAACCUACGAAUUUCCCAGUGUGUGACUUGCAAAUACUAUAGAUAUAAAAUAUAAAAAAAAGAAACAACAGGUGUUUCAGCUUCAACCAUUGUCAAAUGCCAAAGAACCACAAAAAUAAUUAAGCCCUACGGCAGCAAUUAGUAGUUGUCCAUAAUUGAUAAGCAGAAACUUUCAUUUAGUGCGUGUCAAUUUUAAUACUAUUUGUAUCUGUGUGUCAGUGUGCGUGAGUGGCUGCGUGUGUGAGUGCGUAAGGGGGGUGUGUGUAUGCGUGUGAUUGCUCUGCUCGGCGCACGUGCAACGAAAGAUGGUCGAGGAGUUCCUGGAGAAGUUGCCAGAAAUCGACACACGCUACGAGGAUAUUGUGCCCAUGGAACAAGUGAGCUCGAUGGUCUCCAACGGCGGUGGCAGUGUGGCCAUGCAGCGCGACGAUGAGUACAGGAAUCGGAUCAUGAAAAUACGUAGACUUGAUACACAAGCAAAACAUUCACAUGGAUUUCUCUAUUCGGACGAGGAAAUCAGCGAUAAGGCAUCAACAUGCGGAAAAUUGCUAAUAUUUCUCUCCGUGGCUCUUGUGAUAAUGACGCUACCCUUCAGCCUCUUCGUCUGCUUCAAGGUGGUGCAGGAGUACGAGCGCGCGGUUAUCUUCCGUUUGGGUCGUCUCAUGCAGGGCGGUGCCAAGGGCCCAGGUAUCUUCUUCAUCCUGCCCUGCAUCGACUCCUAUGCCCGCGUGGACUUGCGUACCCGCACCUACGAUGUGCCACCGCAGGAGGUUCUCACAAAGGAUAGCGUUACGGUUUCGGUGGAUGCAGUGGUUUACUAUCGGGUAUCAAAUGCAACCGUCUCUAUCGCGAACGUGGAAAAUGCUCACCAUUCGACCAGGCUACUGGCACAGACUACUCUACGAAACACAAUGGGAACUCGGCAUUUGCAUGAGAUACUCAGCGAGCGUAUGACGAUUUCCGGCACAAUGCAGGUUCAACUCGACGAAGCCACCGAUGCCUGGGGCAUCAAAGUUGAACGUGUUGAAAUCAAGGACGUGCGUCUGCCCGUGCAACUGCAACGCGCCAUGGCCGCCGAGGCAGAGGCAGCCCGAGAAGCCCGCGCCAAAGUCAUCGCCGCCGAAGGAGAACAGAAGGCGUCGCGGGCUCUGCGCGAGGCAUCCGAGGUGAUUGGCGAUUCGCCGGCCGCACUCCAACUGCGAUACCUUCAGACACUCAACACCAUAUCCGCGGAAAAGAAUUCGACGAUUGUGUUCCCGCUGCCCAUCGAUUUAAUAACAUAUUUCCUCAAGACCAACGAGGCCACAACGCAGCAAAAUGCCCGAGCCGCAGCGGCAGCAAUUGGCAAUACACCGCCGCCAUUGCAACUGGCACCGCAACAGCAGCAAAUGCAACCGCAACAGCAGUACCAACAGCAGCCGCAACAGCAGCAGUACCAACAGCAGCAGCAACAGCAGCCGCAACAGCAGCAGCAACAACAGCCGCAGCAACAAGAUCAGCUUUAUCAACAGGGGCAGCAGAUCUCAUCCGCCAUGUAAAUCAGCUUAAGAUCAUAUUAAGAUUCGGCCUUGUCGACUCCAAAAUGCCCUGCAUAAUGUUAAAAAAGAUCUUGAAGAUUGCUAAUACACAAGUACUUCAGGAAUAUCGGAAGAUCUACAAAUUCUUAUAAUUAAUUCUUAUCCACAUAUCGAUAGGAGAAAUGUGAUCACUGAACAGGCCUUUUUUUUAGUCGUUAAUAUGUAAUUUCAUUUUCGAAAACUGGGUAGCUCAACGUCCAUCUUAAAAUGCGUCUCACAUCGCUAUCCCCUACUUUCGAGGCGCAUUUUUGGGUUACUUUCGUUUAGAGAAUGAAGUUUGGAUACGAAUUUCUUAUCAAGGGACGAAGAUCAAUGAAUAUUGCUGGGGUCAAUAAAUAAGCAAUCUUCGAUUAGAAUCCAAUAUAUAGUAUUUGUGCAGAGCAUUCACAAAAUAAUAAUAAUAAUAAAAAACCAACGGAAACAACGAUUCAUGAGAAUCAAAAACUUAGUUCUUAACACCGAUAAGUGCGAUUCGAAUGCGUUAGCCAACAGGCAGCAGACCCUUUGAAAAAAUAAUGAGGGAUCUGAGGUCAAAUAGUUACGAAAAUACAAACCUAGAAAAUAGUUUCAUACGAGGCGAAAAAUAGUGUUUAAUAUUUGUAGCUUUACGACCAGAGGAUGCAAUUCUAAAUAUUAAAUGUAGGACCUAGUGAAGCAACAUCUAGAUCAAAAAAAAUAAUAAUUAUCCAAGAACAUCACACAAUUUGUGGUCGCUGAGGUGAAAAUUCUAAAACCAACCAGUUUUGAAAGUCUUGAAUUGAAAAAUUUGAAAUAGUCAAAAAUGGUUGGUUUGGUUUUGUAUUUUCACAUGACGAACUGAGUGAACCACAGAUUAUGUUUUUUUUUUAAAUCAACGUUCAACGAAGGUCCGUUUUCUUAAAUACCAGUUAAUAGAAGAUAUUUACUUAGUUACUUAUUAUACCAUUAUUUAAUAUUUUAAUACUUAUUUAUUGAGGUGAAACAUUGACUAAAUUAAGAAAACGGGCCUACCUUGAACACAAAUAUCUCAUAGAACCGUUGACGAAGGCGUUUUGUAAAUGUUUAUCAGUAAGAUGUUUGCCCUGUUAAUUAUGGAGGAUUCGGAUGACUUGAUACAUAUAUUGCUGUAUACUUAGCUAUGCAAAUUUACGUAUAAGACGUGAUCAGGUUAGCCGGUAUAAACUAGAGUAAACAUUGUCCACAAACCAAUAACAACUUUAUAGGACUUUAGUAACUCAAAAUAUGAAGAUAUGGUACAUAUGUUGUAUGUAUACAUAUGGAACCCACAAGGUGCACUCCCCGAUUUCCUAAAAGGUAAAACAACUGUUAUUCUGUUUUAACUGGAGUAAUUCCAGGCGAUCUAGACGAUUUGUUCAAUAACAGUGGGUUUAGAAGGCUUUUAAAAAUGAUCCAUGUGAAUCCAUUAAAAGAUCGCUAGCCCCACGUGUACAGAACAAAUGAACUAGAGAGCAACGUUCGUAGGUCCAAAAUACGAAUGCCAAACAAUAAAUAAGAGUAAUACGAAUUUAUUGUACAUACAAUAAAACAAAUAGAGCAAUUAAGCCGUGCAGAACUGUUUUACCCGUUUAACCAUUUAACUAGUGACACCAAUUUGAUGUUGAAUAGCCGUAUCGUGAAUUCACACAACACAACACACAAACAACACAGAAUAUAGGAGAUCGUCUAGUCUCUCUCUCAAAGUAGCAAGAAGUCUACUUAACUGCAUUCAGUGAGUACGGUUGGUUAAAGUGAGUAUAGCAAAAAAAACAAAUAAAAUAAACUAAAUUAAAGUGCAUUUUCAAAACACAGAAACGUUUACUUUUUAGCGCACUUCAUGGAUUACAAAAAAAAACAAAAAGUUAUUGAAUUAAUUAUAUAUACAUAUACAAAAACAUAACGAAUUACAUAUUAUGUACAAUUUUGCCUUUGAAAAAUUUUUAAACGGAAACGAUUUCAUUAUUCAUAUACGAUUAGAUACGUGUAAAGGAACAAUAAAAUUUCUUCAACUUUUUUGGUAUCCAAAAGAGCA